Paraphaeosphaeria sporulosa is the source of this 1047-nucleotide messenger RNA. Its product is annotated as nagb/rpia/CoA transferase-like protein. The transcript is spliced from 2 exons. Bases 1 to 1047 code for a protein of 348 amino acids. Gene Ontology annotation, molecular function: translation initiation factor activity; guanyl-nucleotide exchange factor activity. The record is from RefSeq and is a predicted model, not a curated record. NCBI's taxonomy places the organism in Eukaryota, Fungi, Ascomycota, Dothideomycetes, Pleosporales, Didymosphaeriaceae. Gene Ontology annotation, cellular component: eukaryotic translation initiation factor 2B complex. Gene Ontology annotation, biological process: translational initiation.
AUGAGCGUCAACACGCCCACGGCGGAGAAGCCGCUCCCCGGCUUCGACAUUGUCUCGACGUACCGGUCCAUCCUCGCGGGCGACGCGGAGCUGACCAUGCCCGUGGCCGCCAUCGAGGCCCUCGUCGAAGCCAUCGCCCACUCGUCCGUGUCCACCGUCGCCGAGACGCUCGCGCUCCUCGAGCACCACACGGCCGUCCUCAAGGCCGAGAUUGCGAACCCCAUCUCCCUCUCCGCCGGCACCGAUCUCUUCCAGCGGUACCUCAUCACCACCCUGAACAGACCCGCCGCCCUGAACCUGGGCCCCGGGGACGACUUCAGGGCCAUCCGGAACCAUCUGCUCUCCAACGGCCGCCUGUUCGUCGAGCGCGCCAAGCAGAGCAGGGAGAAGAUCGCGAGCUUUGGCAAGCACUUCAUCCGCGACGGCGCCACGGUCCUCACCAACGGCGGCUCCAGAGUGGUUGGCGCGCUGCUGCGACGCGCUGCCGAGUCCAGCACCAUGCGCUUCCGCGUCGUCUACGUGCUGUCGGGCUCAGCGUCCUCGGACACAAAGGAAGGCGACCAGAUUGUCGCAGACCUGCGCGCCCACAACGUCCCGGUCGCCACGGUGCCCGACUCCGCUGUUGCGUACUCCCUGGGCGAAGUCGACAUGGUCAUUGUCGGCGCAGAAGGCGUAGUCGAGAACGGCGGCAUCAUCUCCAGGCUGGGAACGUACCAGCUGGGUCUGCUGGCCAAGAGCAAAGGAAAGCCUUUCUACGUCGUCGCCGAGAGCCACAAGUUCGUCAGGCUCUACCCGCUCAGCCAGUUCGAUCUUCCCAUCGAGCAGAAGGUCCUCGAGUUCCGCGUCGCCGACGACAAGGGCACUUCAAAGCCCUCAGAAGACGAGGGCUUCUUCGACAUGCACGGCUCCACCAAGAAGUGCUCUGGCAUCAAUGCCGACGAUGCCGUGGACUUCACUCCACCCGAUCUCAUCUCGGGCAUCAUCACAGAGUCCGGCGUGCUGACGCCCUCCGCCGUGUCCGAAGAGCUGAUCAAGAUCUGGUUCUGA